AUGAGUUCACCGAAAAAAGUCGAGAGUCCCAUUAUUGGGUAUAUACAUAAACUUUCAAAUUUAAAACAAGGGAAAAAGACCCGUUGGUGCGACAUGGAACUACAAAUGAAGGAUAAGAGAAUGAGAGUUGUUUGCUUCUCCAAAGUCAAACGUGACAUCUUCGAGGCGAAGCAGCAGACGCUUACUCCGGUCAAAAUGAGCAACUAUAUCAUCAGCAAAGGCUUCCAGGGUAACGAAGAGAUUCUGGUUAACGACAUGACAAGUGUGGUUUCGCCGGCCCCUUCAGAAUAUGGCUUCCAAUAUAUUGCUGAUAAACAACCGGAAAUUGUGCCUCUAAACGAGGUGAAGGAGAACAUCCAGGCGGGCGAGAAAGUAGCCGUAAAGGGCAGAAUCAAGAAAGGAAGCAAUGUAGAGCGUGUUGGCGCCAGGAAUCUACGAAUGCUCAAAAAUACAAUAUUUGAUGGAACAAGCACCCUUUUCUUGACGCUUUGGGAGAAUGAAAUCGAUAGCAUUUCCGACGACAGAGUGUAUAUCCUGAGUAAUGUAAACGUAAAAGUGAACGACCUUGUUAAAACGCUUUCAACUACACAGCAAACAAUAUUUUCUGAAGUUGACGAUGAUGAUAUGGAGGGGCUCGAUGAUUCGGUAGCAAUCCAGAUGCUGGAAAGAUCCGACGAAACCGUGGUGCUUGUGGAAGCCUUCAGGUCGGUAGAUAAAUAUCGUUGUUGCGUCCAUUGUUCAAAAAAGCUUACGCCUGGCCUAGAAACAAAAAUUGUAAAAUGCACUCGUUGUUUUCGUAGAAUGCAACUUCAAGACUGCGAAUUAAAUGUUUGUUGUCGAGUUUCCGCUAAAUCCAAAGCAGAUUGCACUGAAAUACAACUUUCCAUAUUUGCUGAUGUUCUGUCAAUCUUACUUGGUACACAGAAUGUGAGUGAACUGUCAGAAGACCACAUAUCGGAGAAAUUGUUAGAUUUGCAGGACAUCGAAGUCCCAUUUAAGGAAGACAUUACGGAUUGUAAAAUGUAAGCAUAUAUACAUUUGUUAGAACUUGAUAUUUUGAUUUGUUGCAUUGACAUUUUAUAAGUAGUUAAUUUUAGCAGUUACUUCGAUAUAAAGUUGGUUGUAAAAUCUGACAUAGCGAACUUUAUAUUUACAUUAUAUGUGAAAGAACCGUCAGAAAACGACAUAUCGGAGCAAUUUCAAAUGUCGCGCUUCUCAUGUGCAGAUCGCAAACUUAAUUUGCAUUAAGUUUGGUAACGCCAACGGACAAAAUGCAUACAAUUUGCACAUGAUAAGCGCAGCGUUUGAACUAAGGGCCUUAACUGCAUGUAAGCAUUGAGAGUAGAACUUGAGUUGACAUUUUAAGCGUUUUACAUAGCGAACUCAUAAACUGAUAGCCAUGAGGUAUAUUUAUAGCACUAGAGAGUAGAGUAGAUUUUAUAUUCAUUCUGAUUUUGUAAUUCACGUUGUUCUGCAUGUGAUAAUAAUAAAUCUAUAAGGAAAUAUGUUGGGUUUUUUUACUCGAUCUUUAAGGUAUCUAUACGACUAUUUUUCUGUUUCAGAAUACGACAGUGCUCAUUAAGAAGCCCGGGAUUCCAAUUAAUAAAUGGCAGGCAUGGUUCUAACCAUGCCUUGCUUAUAAACAGGCCUCGUCCCAACGGGUCUCGUCCCAAUGGGCCUCGUCCCAAAAUUUAUCUAAAACUUCAGCAGUUUUGCCGUUCUGUUACAAUUGAAAUUCAAAACAUCCUUUCACGCUUCAUUACUGCUUGUUUACAAAUUCAAACAAUACAAUUUCGUAAAGAAAUUACUAAUCUACCGCCAGGAGGGCCGGUUACAAGAAUCAUGCGAAAGAGAAAAAAUUGGCAGAAAAUGAAACAGCUUAAUGUAGGAUUUAGACAUUCAAUGGCUAAGUCUUCAAGUUUGUAUUAUUUAACUGCUCACUACGAGGAGAAUUAUUUUGAAUUUGUAGAGAGGCAAAAUCUUUUUACGUACACUGUCCCACUUUUUAGUAAACAGUCGUGCAGUAUAGAAAGGACCAAUUUCACAGUGGUAAACGCUUUUAAAGGUGUAUUUGGUAAUUAUAUGACUCAAAUAAAUUUGGUUUGUUGCAAUAAUCGAUACUGCGUCUCUGAUAAAAAGUUAUUGCUGUCUGGUGAUAUAGAGUUAAAUCCAGGCCCUUCAGCCAUUUAUACAACAAACACGAACGGUUCAGAAAAGUUACCUGCAAAUGUUGUAUUAGAAAAUAGAUUACAUGAGCUUGGAUUGAGACCACUAGAUGUUGGCGGUGCGGGUGACUGCUUUUUUAGAUCAAUUUCUCAUCAAUUAUAUAGUGAUUCAAGCCAUCAUCUAGAUAUUUGAGCUGCAGGUGUCCAAUAUAUGAGAGAAAAUCCAGAGAGAUUUAUUGAAAGCAAUAUUGAGAAUUCUUGGGGGCACUACCUUACAAAUAUGUCUACACCGGGAACAUGGAGUGAUCAUUUAGUGAUACAAGCUGUUGCGGACAUUCUGAAUUUAAGAAUUUAUAUAAUAGAAUCUGAUGAGAACUUUGCUGCAUUUAAUGUGGUAGAAGCUGUAACGCCACCACAGCAACCAUCUGUUGUUUAUAUUGGUCAUGUAGGUGAAUAUCAUUAUAUAUCAACCUUGCAAUACAAUGAAAUAGCACACUUAGAGCAACCAAAUAAAAUAACAAACCUCACUAACGUGUGUUUAUGUGUUGAAAAUCUUGGUGCGAACUACAAGACAGUAGUGAACGAAAAUAAGAAAAGGAACUGUAAGAAUAUAGAAAGCAAUGCUAGCAAGAAAAAGUACAUCAAAAAGAAUAGUUUAAAUGAAACAUCUUUAUAUAAGCAGAAAAAAGGAGCGUAUAGAAAAGAAUGUAGGAAAAAGAUAAGAUCUGCUAAAACCUCCCAGGAUAAAAAGAAAAAUCUUGAGUAUAUGAAAGAAUAUAUGAGAAAGAAAAGGUCUGCUCAAACCUCUGAGGGUAAACAGGAAAAUUGUGAAUAUAGGAAAAAGAUAAGGUCUGCUCAAACCCCUGAGGAUAAACAGAAAAAUCGUGAGUACAUGAAAGAAUAUAUGAGAAAGAAAAGGUCUGCUCAAACCUCUGAGGGUAAACAGAGAAAUUGUGAAUAUCUAAAAAAAUAUAUGAGAAAGAAAAGGUCUGCUCAAACCUGAGGAUAAACAGAAAAUUCGUGAGUAUAUAAAAAACUAUAUGAGAAAGAAAAGGUCUGCUCAAAUCUCUGAGGAUAAACAGAAAAAUCGUGCAGAGUAAAUAGGUACGCAGUGCGUACAUGUUGCAUGCCAUCUGAAACUUAUGCGCUACAGCGUUUACAUAAACCUUUGGUACAACUGGCGUGAAACUUAAAAUAUUGAUCAUUCAAUAAGUUUAAAAUAUCAAUAUAUUUAUUGAAAAAUAGCUAUUAUGUCAAAAUAAGAAAACUUAAGAUUCUCACGCGAAUUAGCAUACCCCCAGCAGAAACACGCGAAUAGGCAAUGUUUUUAUAAGCGACCGUUAAGCGACCGUGCAAGCGACGGUAAUAAUAACAAUAACAAGGACAAGGUGGGUCAAGGUUUUAUCAAAUUUAUAACUAAAUAAUGUUAUUUCCUUUAAAUUUAGCUUUAUUGUAACUUUUUAAAGAUGCUGUCAAGUCCGUUUUGCGGUUCUGCUCAUAACAAAGGGGGACCCACAGAUGUAAACAUUGCCCAAAUUUCGCAUCUUUUGAACUUUUUCUGAAUUGAAACUCUGGUUUAUAUUCAUUUACGAGCAUACUAAACCAGAACAGUGUUAUAUAUUCAGUUAGUAUAUCAUAUUUUACAAAUAUAGCAGUUCGAAAUGUAAACAAAGCGUUUGUUUACAUUACGGACUUGACAGCACCUUUAAAGGUAUAAAAAACCGUGAAAACGGUGAAUUACUAUAAUAGAUUGAAAAUGAUUAUUAUUGAUCAUUUUGACGUUUGAGUGAUUGAAAUGAGUUUAUUUACACUAUAGUAUAUCGAAUGUCAUGUUGAAUGUCAUGUUGAAUCUUAUGCGUACUUCACAAUGGUUGCUAUUUCGUUGUAUAAUUGUAUUAAAUUUCAAAAUAUUUAUAAUUCAAAUUUUGUUUGAUAUUUAUAUAUCAUGUUAUUUACAAAAUGUGCUGUAGUUUUGAAGCUUUGCACACAAUAUAAUCAGUGCGAGCACAAUGGCCCCGUUUUAGUUUGAGUAUAUAAAAAUCGAGUAUUUUGAUAGCGUUCGCGGCUUUGAGGCUUUCACAAUAUAUAAAUAUAAACGCCCGAUAAUUGAUAAAUAUAAAUCAGUGCGAGCACAACGGCUCCAAAAUAACAACAAAUAACAGAAUAUAAGAUAAGCUAAAAACAGUAAAGCUUUACCUACCUCGAUUUACUUUUCUAAAGCGCUCAAUUAUGUAAAUUUUCGGCGAAUAAUCAACUCUUUGCGUUACCUCGACGAAAACCAGGCAUGAAAAUGCUCGUCGGAAAAACUCGGUAUUUGUCGUAUUUUACGAACCUGCCACGUGACUGGUAUGCUCACCGCUCACCACCGCUCACCGCGACACGAAAUUUAGAGCUAUAUGAAAGUUGCAUGCCAUAUAUGGCAUGCAACAAAAACUAUAUGAGAAAGAAAAGGUCUGCUCAAACCUCUGAGGAUAAACGGAAAAAUCGUGAGUGUAGGAACGAAUAUAGGAAAAAGAAAAGUCUGCAGCUUCAGCUGAUCAGAAUAAGCAUAAGGAACACUCGCUAAAAAAACUGAUUUCCAAGUUUCAUGAUAUUGUCUCAAAUGGACCAAUUUACAUAUGUACCUGUUGCGAUCAACUAUGGUAUAAGCAUAGCGUGUUCAAUGCCGCACGAAUCAGGCAAAGUAACCCAACUAUUCAAAAGCACUUACUGGGUAAAAGAAGUGUUGAUAAUAUUGAAUGGCUAUGCAGAACAUGUCGAGAUUACUUGGCAAAAAAUAAAAUUCCACGAUGCGCUGCCGUAAAUGGGAUGCAAUUUCCUUCAAAACCAGCAUUUUUUUACCUGAAUGAACUAGAAUGUAGAUUACUUGCUCCUAGAUUAGCAUUCCAAAAACUAAUGCAAGCCCCAAGAGGAAAACAGCUAAAAAUUAGCGGCAACAUUGUUAAUGUACCUGCAGAUAUAGCAAACACUGUUGGCAUGUUACCAAGGUUGCCGAAUGAAACUGGAACCAUUAAAGUGAACCUAAAGAGAAGAUUGCAAUACAAAAGUUCGGCUUUGUCACUCAAUGUAAGACCAAACAAAGUACUAGAAGCAGCCAAAUGGCUUGUAAAUAAUGGUGACCUUUACAAAGAAGAAGGUAUAAUUCUCAAUGAUACUUGGCUCGAGGAUAACUCUAAUAUUAUCUAUGAUGAAAGAAAUACUGAAAAUCUUUCGCGGGAGGAAUUAGUAAAAAUGGACUGUGACGAUGUAGAUAUUAGUAAGAUACAGCAAACACCUAAUGAGGAAGAUUCCUGGAGUGAAGACGAGGCAGAAAUACCUGCUGGAGUCACUAACACUAUGUUAACAUCUCCAGAUUUUCUCACUGGAAAUGAACGUCAGCAUAUUCUAAAUGUCACACCUGGUGAGGGCAGUAGGCCUAUGAGUAUAUUUAGGGAUAAAUAUUCAGAGGAAUUAGCAUAUCCUGGUAUAUUUGUUGGACAGAAGCGACCAGAUAAUAGAAAUAGACUAACUGAUGUCCAUUAUAGUGACAUUUGCAAAUCUGAAGUAAGAAGCUAGGUCUGACCGAAGGGCUGCAAUGUGUGUAGAAAAUAUUUUGUUUAAGACUAAGAAAUUACAAAUGAAGAUUUUGCUUGGGCAAUCACAAGUUGCACUGAGAAAAUGUCAACGAAAUAGCGGCACAAUCACUGCCGGUCAACUAAAACAACCAGGUGCAUUAGAUAACAUGAUUCAUCAAGAUCAAGGAUUUAGAUUUUUGAGAGCAUUAAGGGGUUCACCUCCAUAUUUUGAAAAGGCUAAAAAGGAUAUAUUUGCAAUGAUAAGGCAGUUAGGACCAGCUUCAUUAUUCUGUAGUUUCUCUUCUGCAGAAACACAAUGGAUUCAUCUACUCAGAAUACUUGGUAAGCUUGUUGAUAACAAAGAAUACACUGACGAUGAACUUGAGAACCUCAAUUGGGAACACAAAAGCAGGUUAAUUCAGAGUGAUCCAGUGACAUGUGCUAGGCAUUUUGAUUAUCAAGUACAAAAGUUUUUGCAAAACUUUCUUUUAAGGGAAGUUUCGCCUCUAGGGAAAAUUGUAGAUUGGUUUUACCGAGUUGAAUAUCAACAAAGAGGAUCGCCUCAUAUUCAUAUGUUAAUAUGGCUAGAAAAUGCUCCCGCAUUUGGUGAAGAUUUAGAUUGUGUUGUUGUUUCAUUUAUUGAUAAAAUAAUCACGUGUGAAAAGCCAACUGGGGAUAAAGAAUUACUUACACUUGUAAACAGACAGGUUCAUCGUCAUUCUCACAUGUGUCGAAAGAAAUCCAAAAGUGUAUGUCGUUUUAAUUACCCACAACCACCAAUGCAGUCAACUAACAUUUUAUAUCCAUUAGAUACUGAUAUCGAUGAUAAUGAACUUAAACAACAUAAAGAUGCUUGGAAGUUAAUUAAGAAGUAUCUGAAUGACAUGAAAGAGGGGGAAGACAUUACAUUUGACCAGUUGCUGGUAAAUCUUAAACUGACAGAACAAAAUUAUGUGUUGGCGAUUCGAUCCAGCCUUAAGGCUCCAACUAUAUUCUUAAAAAGAAAACCGAACGAAUUAAGGAUUAAUAAUUAUAAUGCUGCAUGUCUCAGUGCAUGGCGCGCAAAUAUGGAUAUUCAGUUUGCACUCGAUGUAUAUGCAUGUGCAAUGUACAUUGUAUCAUAUAUAUCCAAAGCCCAAAAAGGCAUGAGUGAGCUGUUGAGAACUGCUUGUGAAGAAGCAAGAAGGGGAAACUCCACUAUUAAACAACAAGUGAGAGAUAUUGGAAAUACGUUUUUGAACAAUGUUGAAAUAAGUGCGCAAGAAGCAGUCUACAUAGUACUGCAACUUCCAAUGAGAAAAUCGUCUCGUCAAGUUGUAUUUAUAAAUACUUCACCUCCUGAGGAUAGAGUUCAAUUGCUUAAACCAAUGCAAGAAAUCAAUGAUAUGGAAGAUGAUUCCGAUGAGGUCUAUGCAUCUGGUUUAAUAAUGCGUUACACAAAACGACCAGUCAAACUUGAAAAUUUAUCACUUGCUGAUUGGGCUGCAUGGUACGACGCUUGUGGUAAACCACACAUCAAAACUUCAUGUGAACUAGAUAUUGAUAACUAUCCACUUGAGACAAACAUUAUGGAAGAUAAUGACGAUGUGAAGGGAGAUUGUGAACAAAAGAAUAAGAAAAGAUCUAAAGCUAGAAUAAUUCGAAGUGUUUGCUUUAAUAAGAACAUUGAUUCUGAAAAGCAUUUCCGAGAACUUAUAAUGUUGUUCACAUCAUGGAGGAACGAAAAAUCUGACUUAUUAGGAAAUUGUCCUUCUUACAAAGAGCGCUAUUUACAAGUUAAAAAUGCAAUAGAUCAACAAAUGAAACAGUAUGCUAUUUGUAGUGAAGACCUGAAUGACAUCCAACAACAGCUUAAUAAUAUGGAAGAUAAUAAUGAUAACUAUGACCUUAUUGCAUCAGGAACGCAAAAUAUUGAGCGCCAAGAUGAAUCUGAAGGUACACAAGACCUUCAUUCAGACUUGAAUGCAAACUAUGACCUUUCUGGUGAUCUUGGAAUUCCUUCAAAUGCAUCAAAUACUGAACACCUAAUAUUACAUGAAGAACAGGAUGAUGUUUAUAGAGGUAUGGUACAAAAACUUAACAAAAAACAAAAAGAAUUUUUCUAUCAUGUGUUACACCUUAUUAAAACUUCUGAUAAUCCAUUCUACUGUUUUCUCAGUGGAGGAGCUGGAGUAGGCAAGUCGCAUCUCACUAAAUGUUUAUAUCAAGCAGCAUUGAAGUAUUAUAAUACAAGAGCGGGUGAUGAUUUCCAUCAACUAAAAUUAUUAAUGCUUGCUCCAACUGGCAAAGCAGCUUUCAACAUUAAAGGUAACACAAUUCAUAAUGCACUUGCAAUACCAGCAUGCCAGUCCUUAAAAAACUACAAACCACUUGACUCGAGCAGGCUAAACACUUUACGAUGUCAACUUGGUGGUUUAAAGCUAAUAUUUUUGGAUGAGAUCUCAAUGGUCGGUAGUACGAUGUUUAAUGUUCAGAUAAAUAACAGACUGAAAGAUAUCAAAGGGAGUAAACAAGACUUUGGUGGUGUAAGCGUAGUUGCAAUUGGUGAUCUAUUUCAACUACAACCUGUAAUGGAUAGGUAUAUAUUUAAGAAUCUAGACAAUUCAGAAUAUGCAAUUCUUCCUCCUAAUAAAUGGCAAGAUUACUUUAAUAUGUUUGAAUUGGAAGAAAUAAUGAGACAGAGAGAGAGCAAAGUAUUUGCUGAAAUAUUGAACAGGUUGAGAGAAGGCAAGCACACAAAAAAUGAUAUUUUAAAACUCAAAGAAAGAUUAAUAAAGGAAAAUAGCAUACACGAGCCAAUGGAUGUGCCCCAUUUGUUCAUACAAAAUCAGAAGGUAAACAAAUUCAAUGAAAAGGUCCAUAAUGCCGCAACUGGGGAAAAGUUUACCAUUAAAGCUGUGGACAGUGUCAUAGGAGCUAACUCGGCUCAACUUCGAGAUAAAAUUUUGAAUACCAGAUGA
Molecule: messenger RNA, 8679 nt
Organism: Paramuricea clavata
Lineage: Eukaryota; Metazoa; Cnidaria; Anthozoa; Malacalcyonacea; Plexauridae
Source: the annotation of a GenBank genome assembly